This is a messenger RNA of Triticum turgidum subsp. durum (durum wheat), 459 nucleotides long. Lineage: Eukaryota; Viridiplantae; Streptophyta; Magnoliopsida; Poales; Poaceae. The record is from the annotation of a GenBank genome assembly.
AUGGUUCAUUUCAAGAACAGGUACAUGGUGAUGGAGGUCUUCAUCGACGCUAGCAGAGGAGAGGCUGAUCCUGUCAUCCUCACCCAGUUCAACAUAACCAAAGUGAUCAGAGACAGCAUCCAGCUCAAUUUUGGGGAAUGCGGCCUAGCUGCAUCUCUUGGAUCAUUGCAAGUGAAGUAUGUAAAUCCUGUGACGAAGCUUUGCGUAAUCCGAGUGUCGCGUGAAGAUCACCAGAAAGUGUGGGCUGCUAUCACAAUGGUGAGGAGCAUUGGGAAGAUCCCAGUGUCGUUCAACCUCUUGGAUGUGAGUGGAAGUAUCAGGGCCUGCAAGAAAGCAGCGCUGGAGUGCGAAGAAGCGAAGUUUGAGCAGUACAAGCUGGCUGCUGGUGACCGUAUGACGCAGGAGAUUAUCGAAUCCAUGCAGAGUUGCUUUGCCAAACUUAAAGGAUUAGAUAGUUAG